AUGGGCCUGGGAGUAAAAAGCAGAUCAGGCAAGAAUGGGCAGGAUCCAGCAGGAGGGCAGGAUCCAGCAGGAGGGCAGGUAAGAGGUGCAGGAGCUGGUGCAGUGGAGGCAGGGGCAGGGGUGGAGGGAGGAGCAGAGGUGGAGGGAGGGGCAGAGGUGGAGGGAGGGGCAGAGGUGGAGGGAGGGGCAGAGGUGGAGGGAGGGGCAGAGGUGGAGGGAGGGGCAGAGGUGGAGGGAGGGGCAGAGGCAGGAGAGGGAGAUGGGGCUGGAGAUGGUGCGGUGGUGGGGAACGCGGCAGGACUAGGAGCCUGCUUCAUAGUGCGCGGGGAAGUGGGAGCAGAGGAGAGCCAGAGUGCUGCGGAUCAAGGGGCUGGAAACGACACAGGUGCUGACAAGCAAGGUGCUGACAAGCAAGGUGCUGACAAGCAAGGUGCUGACAAGCAAGGUGCUGACAAGCAAGGUGCUGACAAGCAAGGUGCUGACAAGCAAGGUGCUGACAAGCAAGGUGCUGACAAGCAAGGUGCUGACAAGCAAGGUGCUGACAAGCAAGGUGCUGACAAGCAAGGUGAAGACAAGCAAGGUGCUGACAAGCAAGGUGCUGACAAGCAAGGUGCUGACAAGCAAGGUGCUGACAAGCAAGGUGCUGACAAGCAAGGUGCUGACAAGCAAGGUGCUGACAAGCAAGGUGCUGACAAGCAAGGUGCUGACAAGCAAGGUGCUGACAAGCAAGGUGCUGACAAGCAAGGUGCUGACAAGCAAGGUGCAGACAUUGACUGGGUGGGUGGGCGUGUGUGGCCAUUGACUGGCUCGUACCAUAGGCUUUCACUCACCGCCCUCGCACCACCGCCCUCUCACCGCCCUCUCACCAUGGGCGCUUAUUGGUCCGCACACCCUCUCUCUCUCACCACAAGGUGCAUGUAA
This is a messenger RNA of Closterium sp. Yama58-4, 921 nucleotides long. Lineage: Eukaryota; Viridiplantae; Streptophyta; Zygnematophyceae; Desmidiales; Closteriaceae. The record is from the annotation of a GenBank genome assembly.